Neocloeon triangulifer is the source of this 2430-nucleotide messenger RNA. Its product is annotated as CYFIP-related Rac1 interactor B. Gene Ontology annotation, biological process: regulation of actin filament polymerization. Gene Ontology annotation, molecular function: small GTPase binding. Lineage: Eukaryota; Metazoa; Arthropoda; Insecta; Ephemeroptera; Baetidae. The coding region runs from base 232 to 1224 and encodes 330 amino acids. The record is from RefSeq and is a predicted model, not a curated record. The transcript has 10 exons.
GCACUGCUCUCUGCGGCCGUCGCAGUCGAGUGUCGUGUGCAUUUCGUUUCAGUGCUUCGCUCUCGUUCUCCGCGUUGCUUUUUUAAACUUCGAUCGAGCCACUAAUUAGAAAAUUGGAGCCACUUGUUGGACGCUCUGGCAGCAUAAAUUUGCUCAACAUCUGGCCGGAUAAUGACGGACGACGAGUAGCAGCAGCAGAGACUGAGACAACCUGACGAGCAGUGAACGAAAAUGGGCAAACUUCUGAGUCUUUUGGCGAGGGACGACGCGUCCACCUGCUGCUCUCCUCAAAAAUACGACGUCUAUCUCGACUUUGAAAAUGCUCAACCAACAGAAAUUGAACAAAAGACCUUUGGCGUUGUCCAGAAAGUGCUGAAGAAUUCGGAAAUGAUUCUGGACGAACUGCAACAGUACAAAGGAGCGGGAAAGGAAAUACGAGAGGCCAUUUCCAAUCCGACCGAGGAGUCUCAGAAACGAGCCUUGCAAGCGGUCUUGCCGCUCGUAUCGAAACUGAAGCGAUUCUUUGAAUUUUCCAUGGAAUUAGAGGCCAUUGUUCCCCAAAUCCUGAGCGAGUUGUGUUCAGGGGACAUGAUUCCGACCCAACACCUGGAAACGCAACAAGCUCUGGUCAAACAGUUCGCAGAGAUCCUCGAGUUUGUCCUGAAAUUCGACGAAAAUAAGAUGAAAACUCCAGCGAUUCAAAAUGACUUCAGUUAUUACCGAAGGACCAUCGCCCGCCAACGAAUGAGCACCAGCGACGACGGUCCUGAUGCCAGGGAGGUCAGCACGGAGCUGGCAAACCGCAUGUCUCUCUUCUAUGCCCACGCCACCCCUAUGCUGAGGGUGCUCAGUGACGCGGUCUCGCUAUUUGUUAGCGUAAGAACAGACAUUCCAAUAGAGAACACGACCGAAACCUUGAGCACAAUGGCAAAAGUUUGCCUGCGAAUGCUGGAAAGUCCGCAACUGAUGGCUCAAUUCCAAAGAGAGGAAACACAACUGUUUGUUUUACGAGUUAUGGUCGGCUUGGUGAUUCUCUACGACCAUGUUCACCCGCAAGGUGCUUUCGUCAAAGCGUCGAAUGUUGAUGUGAAAGGCUGUGUGAAGUUGUUGAAAGAACAGCCUGCAGUGAAAUCGGAAGGACUUUUGAACGCCCUAAGGUACACAACCAAACAUUUAAAUGAGGACGCCACGCCAAAGAACAUAAAAACGCUGCUGGCAGCGUGAUCAGCGCCGAAACGAUCAAUUCCAGCAUCUUUUUCUGCUUGCUUUCGUUCUGACGUCAACUGAGUCAUUGGUGGAGAAUUUUAUGCUCUUUGCCUCUAUAGUAAUUAACGGAUAAUCAACUAUACAACAAAAGUAUAUGUGUCAUAUCACUUUGAAGAACAAAAGGACUGGGUGAAAAAUGUUCUGUGAAUUCACGACUGGAGCGAUUGAUCGAUCGAAGAAAAAAAACAUCACACAAGAGAGUAGCAAGUUAUUUAUUAUGUCACGCCUUUGUGGAGAAUUUAAUGAAUUAGUUGUUGGGUAAAAUUGCGGUGCUGUUGAAAUUACGUUUGCCAAAGUCUUGUUGCAGUUGAGGCCAAAUUUUUAACCAAAAAAAGAAGAUUUUAAAAUGUUAAUGCAUUUCGUGGCCAUUCCAGCAAAGUGUUCGUAGUUGUUUUCAUGCAUGGAACAGUAGAUUUAUCCAGACCUUUGAACCAUUCAGUGCAUUUAUUUUGUUUUUCACCUGGAAUGGCUUUUGAGCGUUUUAUAAGAACUUUUCAAACAAAUUUUGUACACUGCCCUAAAUUUUGAAAUUCUACAAAAAAUUGUGCGGAGGCGACAGCAUUUGGUGCGACUGUGCCUUCUAGAUUGAAAUUUAAUUGCUGACCAUCUUUUCAAGGAAAAGGCUGUUAACUAUGUAAAAGAAUGUCGAGUGUGAAAAAGCGGGCCCUGAUUCAUGAGGCCGAUUUGCUUUCAGGCCUAUUUGUUACGGAGUUGAGAGUUUAUGUAAAAGAGUCAGACACCGAAUCGGACAGAGAGUUUCUUGUAUUUACACAAAAAAAAAAAUGAAAUUAUUCAAUGCUUGCAUUUAAAACUUCAGACGAGAGCUAGUGCCGAAAUUCAAAAUGCACCUUUCUGACAAAUUUUAUUCCAAUAUAUUACGUAGAGUCAAGUUCACGUACCCAACUCUUUGCGAUUUGAGCACAAAUUUUACUGUGACAAUGAGGACUUUACCUCUGAUAAAGCAGGUUUAGGGAGCGAGUCUAAAAUUCAAAGUUAAAAAAGUAAUCCCGAAGGAAUUCUGCAUUAUAUCCAAUACAAAUCAAACCUCAAGAGCCGAGAAUCACAUCUCUAAGCUUUGGGGCAUUUUUAUGUUUUACCGUAAUUUAUUAUCUCUCCUAUUGCAUAUGUAAUUACAUGGCGAAUUAAAAAGCUUUUCAUCGUGAA